This is a messenger RNA of Toxotes jaculatrix (banded archerfish), 3070 nucleotides long. RefSeq names its product HHIP-like 2 (gene hhipl2). Bases 180 to 2711 code for a protein of 843 amino acids. Lineage: Eukaryota; Metazoa; Chordata; Actinopteri; Toxotidae. The transcript is spliced from 9 exons. The record is from RefSeq and is a predicted model, not a curated record.
UGGUUUCAGGUGACGAGGCUUGGAAGCUGGAAUGAGGCAGGCACUGACUGCGGGAUGGCAGCUCCAUACUUUUGCGCACGCGUAACACAUGCAUUCACGUGCACGCGUAUACAGUAACAGUCUGGCUCAUACUUAAAGGAGAGCAAACAGCUGAAUGCUUUCUGAGGCAGACGGCAAAAAUGACAAGUACGCGGGAUGCUGCGCUCCAUCCAAGCGGAGCCAGCUCCGUGGCUUUACGCACGGCUGCAGGACCGAGCUCACCCAAAAAGACCCCGAGCCUUCCAGGCUUUAUCGUGAUCAUGUCAGUGAUGUUGCUCGUCCCGGUUCAGCCAGCAUCAGCUCAUCCUCAGUGCCUGGACUUCGAGCCACCGUUCAAACCUCUUUGGCACCUGGAGUUUUGCACGCAGUACGAGCAGUUUGGCUGCUGUGAUCAGAAAACGGACAACUUGAUCGCGGAGAGAUACUGGGACAUUAUUGAGCAGUUGGAAGUGGCGGGUCAUGAGCUCUGUGCAGACAUGUUGAAGGAAAUCAUGUGUCAGGAGUGCUCUCCCUAUGCUGCCCACCUAUAUGAUGCGGAAGACUCAUACACACCUGUCAGAGAGCUACCUGGCCUUUGCUUCAGCUACUGUUCCGAGUUUCAUGGCAAAUGUCACCAUGUGGUUAAAUAUUUAACUGAGAACAAGGUGCUGCUGGACACCUCUGAGCGGGACGUGUCCACGUUCUGCAGCAUGGUCGACCUGUCUGACCAGGACUACUGCUACCCCAACGUUCUGAAGAGCUCUGACCUCAACAGCAACCUGGGGCAGGUGGUGGAAGACCCCAGAGGGUGUCUCCAGCUGUGCCUGACUGAGGUGGCCAACAAUCUCAGGAACCCUGUCUUGAUGUUGCACAGCAGUGACGACACACACCGGAUGUUCAUCGCAGAACAGGUGGGCUUUGUGUGGGUUUACCUGCGUGACGGCAGCCGGCUGGAGCAGCCUUUCCUGGACAUGAGCGGGGAGGUAAUGACCACGCCAUGGCUGGGGGAUGAGAGGGGUUUCCUGGGCAUGGCGUUCCACCCCAAGUACCGGGACAAUGGACGCUUCUUCAUCUACUACUCGAUCCAGGUCAACAGCGAGGUGGAGAAAAUCAGAAUCAGUGAGAUGAAAGUUUCUGCUUAUGAUAUGAACAUGGCUGAUCCUUACUCAGAGAGGGUCAUUUUAGAGAUCGAGGAACCAGCUGCAAACCACAACGGAGGCCAGCUACUGUUUGGUUUUGAUGGGUAUUUGUACAUUUUUACUGGGGAUGGUGGAAAAGCUGGAGAUCCAUUUGGGAAGUAUGGCAACGCACAAAACAAGAGUGCUCUGCUGGGAAAAGUACUUCGCAUUGAUGUGGAUGGAAGUGACUCCAGUGGGAGGCACUACAGGAUCCCCCCAGGUAACCCAUUCGUCGGUGACCCGGAUGCUCGGCCAGAGGUGUACGCAUACGGGGUCAGAAACAUGUGGCGAUGCUCUGUGGACCGCGGAGACCCCGUCAGCCGCUAUGGCAGGGGCAGGAUAUUCUGCGGAGAUGUUGGUCAAAACCGAUACGAGGAAAUUGACAUUAUUGUGAAGGGAGGAAACUAUGGAUGGAGGGCCAAAGAGGGUUUUGAGUGCUACGAUAUGAAGCUGUGCCAAAACUCCUCCUUGAAUGACAUCCUGCCUAUAUUUGCAUAUAGCCAUCAUGUUGGGAAGUCUGUGACAGGGGGCUAUGUGUACAGAGGAUGUGAAUCACCCAAUCUGAACGGCCUGUACAUUUUUGGAGACUUUAUGAGUGGUCGAAUAAUGGCGUUAGAGGAAGAUAAGACAACAGGAAACUGGAAAGAAAGGAGUGUGUGUAUGGGUGAUACAAAAACCUGCUCUUUCCCUGGACUCAUCAAUCAUUAUCACAAGUUCAUCAUCUCGUUUGCUGAAGAUGAAGCAGGGGAACUGUAUUUCCUGGCCACUGCCUAUCCCAGUGCCAUGUCUCCAUUUGGAACUGUUUUCAAAUUUAUGGAUCCCUCCAGGAGAGCUCCUCCAGGGAAAUGUAAGCAGAAGCCUCUGCCUGUCAAAGUGAGGGGAAAAAAGCUUCCAUUUGUGCCCAGGGAAUUGACCGUGCUGGACACAAAUGAAAAACCUACAAGACCACCACCGAGAAAAAUCAAACUCGCCACCAAACCACCAGCCACGAGGAGCCAGGUCAAACCUACGACGACUGCAGCCACCGUGACGACGACGGGCGCCGCUGUGCUGAAGUGGAAAUCAACUGAUAAGAAAGCAAAGAAGAAAAAUCAACUGAAACCUUGGAAGAAAAACAAACAGGAAGCUAACACACAAAUGAAGAAGAAUGCUUUGCGACAGAAAUCCAGAGAACAUUCAGUGAAACCCACUGUGAUAAAGCCUGUCAGCAACAAAGGCCAAGUAAAACCAAAAACCAAUCAAACUGCCACAGAUUAUUCAAAAAGCAACGCGACAAAAGCCUCCAACGGCCUGAACGACAACACAAUCCGCACAAAGAAGAAGGUUCCCCAGAGGAAAGGUGCACAGAAGCAAAUCAGACUUGAGAAAAACAGCAUAAAGAUGAAAGAAUCGGCAGCAGAACAUCAGGCUUUCAUGAACAAAACCAAGACAAACCUUAAUGUCAAAAGCAACAGAACCAUGAGAAGCCAACUUCAGGUAAAAAGCAAGCAAGCGAGAAACGCCAAAGCACUUUAAAUCAUUACUCUUUUUACUAUGACUGAGUCAAUAUUUUAUAUAUUUUUGUGUGUAGAACAAUCAGUGUUGACUGUCACAGUUUCUGUUCGUCCAACACGUAAAAAACAACACGGACACGGACAUGAGAGAGGUCGUCUCAUUCACCUCUCAGGAAAGGGAGCAAAUAAGUACAUCUCAAAAAAAAAAAAGUUUUAUUACUAUUCCUUUAAAGACACAACUGUUGCAUGCAAUUAUGCAUGUAAUGACACUGUUUCCUUUACAUUUUAUUUUUGACAGUCAUAAAAUGAUUGGCCUACGUUAAUCACUGGCCUGUCUGUAUUUAGAACAUAUCAAACAGGUUUGAAAUGGAAAUAAGGAAC